ACCCGCCGCCAUGUGACCCGCGCGGGGCGGGGCCGCCAGCGCCUUCUCCGCAGCCGCCGCGGGAGGUGUCCGCGACAAGAUGAAGCUCAUCAUCCUGGACCACUAUUCUCAGGCCAGCGAGUGGGCCGCCAAAUACAUCAGGAAUCGCAUCAUCCAGUUUAACCCAGGGCCAGACAAGUACUUCACCCUGGGGCUCCCUACUGGGAGCACCCCACUUGGCUGCUACAAGAAGCUCAUUGAGUACUAUAAGAAUGGAGACCUGUCCUUCAAAUACGUCAAGACCUUCAACAUGGACGAGUAUGUGGGCCUUCCUCGAGACCACCCGGAGAGUUACCAUUCUUUCAUGUGGAACAACUUCUUCAAGCACAUUGACAUUCACCCAGAAAACACCCACAUUCUGGAUGGGAAUGCAGCUGACCUGCAGGCUGAGUGUGACGCCUUUGAAGAGAAGAUCAAGGCUGCGGGCGGGAUUGAGCUGUUUGUUGGAGGCAUCGGCCCUGACGGACACAUUGCCUUCAACGAGCCGGGCUCCAGUCUGGUGUCCAGGACCCGUGUGAAGACGCUGGCCAUGGACACCAUCCUGGCCAAUGCCCGGUUCUUCGACGGGGAUCUUGCCAAGGUGCCCACCAUGGCCCUGACGGUGGGCGUGGGCACUGUCAUGGAUGCUAGAGAGGUGAUGAUCCUCAUCACAGGUGCUCACAAGGCGUUUGCUCUGUACAAGGCCAUCGAGGAGGGAGUGAACCACAUGUGGACUGUGUCUGCCUUCCAGCAGCAUCCCUGCACGGUGUUUGUGUGUGAUGAGGAUGCCACCCUGGAGCUGAAAGUGAAGACCGUCAAGUAUUUCAAAGGUUUAAUGCUUGUUCAUAACAAGUUGGUGGACCCCUUGUACAGUAUCAAAGAGAAAGAAACAGAGAAAAGCCAGUCUUCCAAGAAACCAUACAGUGAUUAGCCUGUGCUAAUCCUAGUGUCAAGUACCUCAUUGGGACAGGUCGGUCUCUCUGGAAAUUGUCUUUAGGACAGAAUUGUAUUUCUUUAAUCCAGUAUGGUUACUCCAGAUAAAUGGGUGAACUUACUGUUCUUGGCUAUGCAGUGUGGAGCCUAGUCAUAGAGUUUAGCUACAGGGAGAAUGACUUAACUCUUAAUCAGAAAAAAAAAAAAAAAAUCACUCCAUAAUUUGGAUGUCUGCCCCACACAGAUUAGGUGUUUUAACUUUUUGUUCUGCCUCUGACACUGUUCACGUGUACAACACACUCCCGUGAGGAAUUUCUAUUAUUACAUGCACUGAUUCUCAAUUGGGAGGGAGUUAGGGGCUGUGUAUAUCGGACAAAACCGUUUUGGAGUGGCUUGAGAGCCCCUCUUGAGCAGGCCUGCCCCUUAUCUGAGAAUCACUUCUUAAUAAGGAACAAACUCUCUCAGUGUCUACAAUCAAUGUAAUUAAGCAGCCCCUCUGGUCAGUAACCAGUGCCAUGGAAAGAAAACUAUCCCUUACUUUCCCCAAUUGUUUUUUUCUGCUCUCUUAGUUGACCUUUCUGUGAACUCAGAGGACUCCUUGGGGGAGGAUUUGGGCGGGUGGAGCUAGAGUUUUUGCUGAUAAACUCAGAGCCUCCAGGGGGACCUGGCACGUCAAACUCCUCUCCCUCAGGGACCCUCUGGCACUGGGAGGAAGGCAGAAACCCUUGUCCCACCAGAGCCCUGUGUUUUUGUUCUAAGGUCUCCCUGUGGCUCCUCUCUUUUACAUACUCAUUAAUAAGUAGGAGGUCCACUGGGGCAGCAGCCGUGAUUUCAGUGUUGUGUUCAGCCAAGGUGAUGGGGGCCAAGGCAGGCAGCUCAAUUAUGAGUUUAGUCACAAUACAUGAGCUUCUGAAGUUGCCUCAACUUUCCCCACUUAAAGUACCCUGCCUUCUGACCCUCUCAGGUUCAUGUAGUGUGGUCUGUUGUUCCCAGAACAUCAGGAAAUACAGCCCUUUUGCACCUUUGUCCUUCCCUCCUUGUUCACAAGAUGAGUCUAUUGCUCUGCGUCCCUUUGACUCUCCUAAGCCUUCGUGGAGUGGAUGCUGCCUCCUCCCUGUUUUUGCGCCUAUUGGAAGCUGCUGCCGCCUCUGUUUCUGGGAAAGAUCUUUCAGAGUCUGGCUCAGGCCUCUCUUUAAGUGCUGUGUUUGGUACCAGCGUUUUGUCUUUAGCUUUUAUACAUGAUUGUGCCGUCAUUCUGUUUUAAGCUAACGGAUCAGUGGACUUGUUUACAAUGUGAUAUUUUCUAUUAAAUCUAAUAUUUUCAAAUAAAA
Diceros bicornis minor is the source of this 2282-nucleotide messenger RNA. RefSeq names its product glucosamine-6-phosphate deaminase 1 (gene GNPDA1). Lineage: Eukaryota; Metazoa; Chordata; Mammalia; Perissodactyla; Rhinocerotidae. Gene Ontology annotation, cellular component: cytoplasm. The transcript is spliced from 7 exons. Gene Ontology annotation, molecular function: glucosamine-6-phosphate deaminase activity; identical protein binding. Bases 80 to 949 code for a protein of 289 amino acids. Gene Ontology annotation, biological process: N-acetylneuraminate catabolic process; N-acetylglucosamine catabolic process; D-glucosamine catabolic process. The record is from RefSeq and is a predicted model, not a curated record.